AUGAAGCGGGGUUUCUAUCCUCGACCCAAUUCCUUCCAGUGCUCGCCCAAGCGGCGCCGAGUUGACACUACGCUUGCCGGCUCUCGUCAGGCCAGGAGGCUCAGUGUCAUCGACCAGAAGUUGAUAGAGGGCUCACAGCGGCAGGAUUAUUCCAGUUCGAUUGCCCGACAGCCUUCACCAACCCAAGAGCUCAUUCCGUUCUUUCAUGAAGAGGAUGCACAGUUGGAUGCAUUUGAUCUCGAGUUACUAGCACAGGAGCAUCACCCUGGCAUCUACCAACCACCAAAUAUAGAUGUUGCCCACUGUGCACAGCAAACAAUAUACUCCGCGGGCCUCGAGCAUGAGAACGCUCCACUGCGGAAGUCCCGCUUCUUUGACCCCUUCCAUAGGGCCACGCCUGUUCGUAAUGUAGGGUCCAGCCCCUCCGAAAGUAACUCUGGUCCAUUCUCGAACCCAUUGAUGGUGAUGCAUCAAAACAAAGAAAAACCAUGGCUGGGAAGAGGACACCUGGAACCCCAGGUUGAUUCGCAGCAGUUUGACUCGAAUCAAUACUCAUCCCAGCCAUCCCCCUCUUCUCAUCCCAGUCUCAACAUAUCCGCAAGUGGCCAGCGAAGUCAAGGAAACCUUCCAUUCUGCCACAUCCUGCCGUCGGUACAAGGCAUUAUUUUGGUCUCCGUGGACGAGUUACCCGAACGAUAUCGCUCCAUGUACUCAUUCCCACUUUUCAACGCAAUCCAGUCCAAAUGCUUCCACCCUGUAUACAAUACCAAUGACAAUAUUGUCCUCUCAGCACCAACGGGAAGCGGAAAGACUGUCGUCAUGGAGCUUGCUAUAUGCAGACUUUUUAACGUCUUGAAAGACGAGCGCUUCCGAGUGGUCUACCAAGCACCGACAAAAUCCCUCUGCUCCGAACGAUUCCGAGACUGGAAUACCAAGUUCGCAGCUCUGGAUCUGAAAUGUGCAGAGUUGACUAGUGAUACAGAUCAUAUCCAGUUGCGCAGUAUCCAAACCUGCCAGAUCAUCAUCACGACGCCUGAGAAAUGGGACAGUAUGACGCGUAAGUGGAAGGACCACAUGCGGCUGAUGCAACUCGUGAAACUAUUCCUCAUCGACGAGGUUCACAUCCUCAAAGAGUCCCGUGGAGCCACUCUUGAAGCUGUUGUAUCGCGUAUGAAGAAUAUUGGAUCGAAUGUCCGCUUCGUGGCGUUGAGUGCGACUGUUCCAAAUUCCGAAGACAUUGCGACAUGGCUCGGCAAGGAUGCAACAACUCAACAUGUUCCUGCGCACCGGGAGCAUUUUGGGGAGGAAUUUCGUCCUGUCAAGCUGCAAAAGUUCGUGUAUGGGUAUCGGUCGACUGGGAAUGAUUUUGCUUUCGAUAAAGUCUGCGCAUCGCAUCUGCCUGAGAUUAUUGGGAAGCACUCUUGUCAAAAGCCUAUAAUGAUUUUCUGUUGUACCAGGAAUUCAUCAGUCGCAACUGCCAAAGAGCUUGCCCGGUUGUGGACCCAGACAAAUCCUCCUGCUCGACUCUGGAACGGCCCUGGCAAGCGCAUUGAAAUGAACAAUGACGAUCUGAAAGCAACGAUCACUGCCGGAGUUGCAUUCCACCACGCUGGCCUCGGUGCAAGUGACAGGCACUUGGUCGAAAAGGGCUUCCUGGAAGGGGAAAUAAACGUCAUUUGCUGCACUUCAACUCUCGCCAUAGGCGUCAACCUACCUUGUCAGCUGGUGAUUAUCAAGAAUACGGUUGGCUGGCAGGGUGGUGGUUGCAAAGAGUACUCUGACCUCGAGAUGAUGCAAAUGCUCGGUCGCGCAGGACGGCCUCAGUUCGACGACAGCGCAACAGCAGUUAUAUUCACCCGAAAAGAGCGUGUAUCUCACUAUGAACGACUAGUCUCAGGCUCUGAGAGUCUUGAAAGCUGUCUGCAUUUAAAUCUCAUCGACCACUUGAAUGCGGAAAUUGGUCUGGGGAGCGUGACUGAUGUUCAAUCAGCGACCAGGUGGCUCGCAGGUACCUUUCUUUUUGUGCGACUCCGUCGAAAUCCAACUUACUAUAAGCUCAAGGAGGGAGCCAGUCAGAAAGAUGAGGAUGAGUUGCUUCGUCAGAUCUGCGAGAAGGAUAUCAAACUUCUUCGGGAGUGUGGUCUUGUGGACGCUGAAAAGCUUUGCUCGACUCGAUUCGGCGAUGCCAUGGCUCGAUAUUAUGUCCGAUUCGAGACCAUGAAGAUACUGUUGUCCGUGGAAGCCCAGGCAACACUACCUCAGAUCCAUGAUCUAAUUACUCAAGCCGAAGAAUUUCGCGAAGUACGUCUCAAAGUCGGCGAGAAGUCGCUCUAUCGAGAAAUAAACAAGGAUCCGGGCAUACGCUAUCCGAUCAAGGUUGACAUAGCUCUUCCAUCUCACAAAAUAUCGCUACUUCUCCAGUCCGAACUCGGUGCAAUCGACUUCCCCACCAGCGACCAACUCCAGAAGCACAGGUUCACAUUCCACCAGGAAAAAAGCCUCGUCUUUGCCCAUGUGAACCGACUGAUUCGCUGUGUGAUCGACUGUCUGAUUAUCCGCGAAGAUUCAGUGGCCACUCGGAAUGCACUUGAGCUGGCCCGCAGUUUCGGCGCUAGGGUUUGGGAUCAUUCGCCGCUCCAGAUGAAGCAGAUUGAACAGAUUGGGGUAGUAGCAGUCAGAAAACUGGUUACUGCGGGUAUUAAAAACCUCGAGGAGCUUGAAGCUACUGAAGCGCCACAGAUUGAUAUGAUCCUGAGUAAGAAUCCGCCUUUUGGGUCGAAGUUGUUGGCGAGGUUGAAAGAAUUCCCGAAGUUGAGGGAAUCGAUGAGUGGCAGUGUCAGAAAUCGUUUCAAGAUUGAACUUGCAUUCAUGAAUGAUAAGGUUCCGAGUUUCUUUCAACGAAGGCCAGUCUAUGUUUGCUGCUUGACAGAGACAUCUGACGGCCGAUUGAUCGAUUUCCGGCGCAUGAAUGCCAGCAAGCUUCAAGACGGCAUGGAGGUCACCCUGGUUGCAUAUCUGAGAGAGAAAGACCAGUAUAUCCUCUGUCAUGUAAUGUGUGAUGACAUUGCUGGAACUGCAAGACAAGCUGAAAUCAAACCCGAUUUGCUGAGGUCUCUCUUCCCAAGCAAUGGACUCGAAAAGGGCAGUCCAAAAACUUCACAGCGAUUUUCCCCGAACAGGUCGCGCGAAAGGAAUCGGGAUUCACCCAAAAGCCCUCACAGACCUUGUGCCGGGUCGGAUUCUUUCGAUGGGGAAGACUUACAAGUGGAUGAUUUCAUGGCAGUGUCUCGUCGCUGCGAAAUGCAAAGGAAACCAAUCGGUGUCUCAAAGGCUCAGCCAGAUGAGCUUGACUGGUUUUCAAUUCACAACAGUUCUUCAAGUCCGCAACGGGAGCCAGAGAAGGCGCUAAGCAAGGAGAAAGAGUGGACCACAGACAUGGGACAGCAAGAUGAGGAUGAGUUCGAGCCUAUUCAUCUUCCGAACGGAAACUGGGCCUGCAGCCACAAAUGCAAGGACAAGACAAGUUGCAAACACUUAUGCUGUCGGGAGGGGUUGGAGAAACCACGAAGGCCCAGGAGGCGAGCUGCUUCAAACCACAAAGCAGGGAAUCUCAAUCAGUUGACACUAUCUGCUGUGAUUGCAAAGCGAGACAAUCCAGAUAAUUCCAGCAAGGGAAAGCAGCCGGCAAACCAGGUUCCCAAGCUGACGGCAAAAAGAAACGCAAGCAAUCUUUCUCAGUCGCGAUUUCCGAGAUUGCCGGCCACAAGGAAAGCCUCCAAUCAAGCACGAAACAGGACCCAAAGUAAAACGGUGCGAUCCGCCUCAAGGAAGGUGAAGUGCAAGUCAAGAGACCCACCAAAGAUCUUCUCUAGUGACUUCGAUGACGAUAGCCUCAAUGAUUUGCCACCGCUCUCCUGGAUUAUGGAAAACCCAGGAUCAGGUCUUACUAAAGUUGAUUUGGCUGUGACCGAACAUUCACCCCAGAGAGGAGAUAGUAUUGUUAUUAGUCCAUUCCCAGACAUCGAGCCCACAUCGACAAGAAACCAAACCCAGGAGCUUCAACCCCUCCAAAUCCCCCAACCCCACGACAUUAUUGAAAUUCCCGACACCUCUACACCUGAAUCUGGAAAACACGUCUUCACCAGUCUCGAUGCUCCCGAGAGCCCCAUCACCACCGCCCCUUUUGCUGCAUCAAGCGGGCACGUUAUCCACCCCCCAGUUCGAAAGUCGGGCAGUUUUUGCCAAGCCUACGAAGAGUUGUUUUUGCAACGAGCUCAACAAUCUCCGUCUCCAGAAUAUCAUCUUCCUGAAUUGAAUACAGGACGCACCAUGCAUCAACUGAAGACUAUGGCUGCUGUUGAUCAGGCGUUCGUAGACGACGAGCACCUCCCGUCCACGGAUAGUUCAUCCGGAUGGGACGAUGUCGAUCGGCUUUUGCUGGAAGAGUUCCAAGAUAUCAUCCAUCAUUAUUAG
This is a messenger RNA of Penicillium canariense, 4473 nucleotides long. RefSeq lists its product as uncharacterized. Gene Ontology annotation, molecular function: ATP binding; nucleic acid binding. The record is from RefSeq and is a predicted model, not a curated record. Lineage: Eukaryota; Fungi; Ascomycota; Eurotiomycetes; Eurotiales; Aspergillaceae. The transcript has 10 exons. The coding region runs from base 1 to 4473 and encodes 1490 amino acids.